AUGCAGCUGCAUAUAUCUCCCAGUUUGAGGCAUGUUACAGUGCUACCAGGGAAAGGACUUAAGGAGUUUAUCAAAGUGAAAGUUGCGUCGAGGCGUCUUUCUUAUAGGAUGCUUUUCUAUGCGCUUUUGUUCUUCACUUUUCUUCUGAGGUUUGUGUUUGUUUUAACAGCUGUGGAUGGCAUUGAUGGCGAAAACAAGUGCUCAACCAUAGGUUGUCUAGGAAAAAAAUUAGGGCCAAGGAUUUUGGGUAGACGACCUGAAUCAAGUGUCCCAGAAGUGAUAUACCAAACAUUAGAUGAACCUCUUGGCAAUGAUGAACUAAAGGGAAGGGUUGAUAUUCCACAGACUUUAGAAGAGUUCAUGAUUAAUAUGAAGGAAGGUCGAUAUGAUGCCAAGACAUUUGCAGUUAAACUUAGAGAAAUGGUAACCCUUAUGGAACAAAGGACUAGGUUGGCCAAAAUCCAAGAAUAUCUAUAUCGCCACGUAGCAUCGAGCAGUAUACCGAAACAACUUCAUUGCCUUGACUUGAGGUUGGCGCAUGAGCACACAAACAACGCGGCUGCGCGCCUUCAGCUGCCUUCUGCAGAACUAGUUCCUGCCCUUGUUGACAAUUCGUACUACCACUUUGUCUUGGCCUCAGAUAAUGUGCUUGCCGCUUCGGUCGUUGCAACGUCACUUGUUCGCAAUUGUUUACGACCUAAGAAGGUUGUUAUACACAUUAUUACGGACAGAAAGACUUAUUAUCCAAUGCAGGCUUGGUUCUCAUUGCAUCCUUUAUUACCUGCUGUGAUUGAGGUCAAGGCCUUGCACCAUUUUGAUUGGUUUACAAAGGGAAAGGUUCCUGUUUUAGAAGCAAUGGAGAAAGAUCAAAAGGUGCGGUCGCAGUUUCGAGGAGGUUCAUCAGCUAUAGUUGCAAAUACCUCUGAGAAACCAAAUGUUAUCGCAUCAAAAUUGCAAGCACUCAGUCCUAAGUACAAUUCAGUCAUGAACCACAUCCGGAUACAUCUACCCGAGUUGUAUCCAAGUCUUAACAAGGUGGUCUUCCUCGACGACGACAUUGUGGUACAAACUGAUCUUACACCUCUGUGGGAUAUUGACAUGAAUGGAAACGUCAAUGGAGCAGUGGAAACAUGUCAUGGAGAAGACAAGUUUGUGAUGUCAAAGAGAUUGAAAAGCUAUUUGAACUUUUCUCACCCUCUAAUAUCCAAAAAUUUCAGUCCCGACGAAUGUGCUUGGGCAUAUGGCAUGAACAUUUUUGAUUUGGAGGCUUGGAGGAAGACCAAUAUAAGCAAUACAUAUCAUUAUUGGGUUGAGCAAAAUAUUAAAUCAGACCUGAGUUUGUGGCAGCUAGGAACAUUACCUCCUGGAUUGAUAGCAUUUCACGGUCAUGUCCACAUUAUAGAUCCUUUCUGGCACAUGCUGGGAUUAGGAUAUCAGGAAAACACAAAUGUUGCCGAUGUUGAGAAUGCUGGUGUCAUCCAUUUCAAUGGCAGGGCAAAGCCAUGGCUAGACAUAGCUUUUCCACAACUAAGGUCAUUGUGGACAAAAUAUGUCGAUUUCUCAGAUAAGUUCAUUAAAAGCUGUCACAUUAGAGCAUGA
Messenger RNA from Lathyrus sativus (Indian pea), 1599 nucleotides. The record is from the annotation of a GenBank genome assembly. NCBI's taxonomy places the organism in Eukaryota, Viridiplantae, Streptophyta, Magnoliopsida, Fabales, Fabaceae.